AUUUUCUGGUGGCUGUAUUUUUAUUCAAAGUGCAGCUCAGCGUCACAGGGGGGCUCUGCACUCCAGUUAUUGUUUGUUGUAUUCAUCUCUCACUACGAUGUGAGAAGGAAGACCUGUCUGGUUUUCUAGGUGAAGGAAGAAUUCCCAGAGGACUCCUGACAUCUGUUGUGGUUUCCUUCCAUAGAGACCAGCAUCACCAGGCAGAGCCUAGGUGGACCUGCUCUGUUGUCAGGUGACUAAACUGAGGUGUUAUAGUCUAAUCCACAUCCACAGGGUUGUCUGAUUUAAAAACAGAAGACUUGGGUGGACAUGCCAAUUGUAAAAAUGUGUUAGAGUGAGGUCUGACUUUGGAGGAUGGAUAAUUUAGGUGAUGUCGGCGCGAACAAAUGGCAGAGGCUGCUCAGGUGGCAUCGAGGGCACAAAGUAAAUGAGGAAGGAGACAAUGGUGUCAAGGAAGAAGGAAAACGUAACAGACUGCUGGAGCUAAAUCGGAAUUUCAAGUAAGUAAUGGGUGAGGUUAACAUUUCUAACACAACGAAAACAUGCAUGACCUUAUUCAUAACCUUAGAAUGAAUAAAUGAUCUGAUUUUGCUUACUUCUGUUCCAUUGAUACACUCUGUUUACUCUGACUUUAAUACCUUUAAUUUGGCUGAGAUCUCAAAAGAAUCACACCUCUCAAAGACUGUUUAUUUUCCCAGUUCUUAGGUCUUGCUUUUUGACUAAAACAACUAUGAAUCCUAAUUCUUCACUCCUCUCUCUUUAUCAUCACCUCCCGCUCAGCUGGAAAGACUGGUCGGUGGAUCCAGCAGAACAGUUUUAUUAUGUCUGGCUCCAGGUUAUGAUCUUUCCCAUCGUCUACAACUCCGUCAUCAUCAUCCUGAGGUACAAUCUUGGAUGAAAAUAGAGUGGGAUUCAUAAACACUUACCCCGAAAUGUUUGAAACAGACUUAUUUAUGUUUCUUUAGAACAUGCUUCACUAUGAUCGCACUGAGCUACCUGCCUGUGUGGCUCACACUGGACUACCUGGCAGACCUCAUGUAUAUAAUUGACAUGGUCAUCACAGUUCAUACAGGUAAAUUAUGAGGAUUUUGAUUGGAAUUUAAACAUGUUACACUGAGGAUCAUUAGUCUGAAAUGACUGGACUUUGAAUUUAUGCAGCCUCUUACAAAACUGAACCCAAGUGAACCCAUUCCCAUCUUUACUUAUGAUCAGCUUAUCUCCUUUACGAUGCCUUUUCAUGCUGCAAAUUAACCUAAUAAGUUUAGAGGUUCUCCUCAAGUUGACUUUUAACUUCCUCAGAGUUUUAUUAUCCCGUCUUGGCUUUUUUGAAGCCCUGAAUUCAUGCUGUAAAACAAAUUAAACCUUUUUUCAAGUAGUAUGGAUUUAAUAAUUUUCUCAAAAAGCAUGGAAUGACUUUGGUUUGGUAUUUGUGUCAGUGUUGGUAAUGAGCUGUUCUUCUCUCUCCAGGAUACUUGGACCAGGGAAUCCUGAUCAGGGACAUAUACCAGCUGAAGAAGCGCUACCUGCAUUCCAAACGUUUCCUAAGAGACGUGGUGUCACUGCUGCCCACUGACCUCCUCUACUUUGUCUUUGGCAUCCAAACUCCCAUGGUGAGGAUCAACCGCCUGCUGCGAAUCCCGCGUCUCAAUGAGGCCCUGGACCGCAUGGAGACCAGAACCUCCUACCCGAACACCUUCCGCAUUUCCAAACUCAUGAUCUAUAUCUUCGUGUUGAUCCACUGGAAUGCCUGUCUCUACUUCGCUCUGUCCAGCUACAUUGGCUUUGGAAGUGAUCGAUGGGUUUACCCAAACAUGACCAACCCUGAGUUUGCCUCCAUGCGUCGUCAGUACAUCUACUGCUUCUGGUUCUCUGCCCAGAUUUUCACCACAGUAGGAGACACCCCCCUGCCAAAAAGGGAAGAGGAGUAUCUGUUCAUGAUUGCAGAUCUGCUCAUUGCUGUGCUCGUCUUUGCAUCCAUUGUUGGGAAUGUUGGAAAUGUCAUCACAAGCCUAAGAGAUCGCGAUAAUGUCUUCUUUCCGAACCAUGAGCUGGUAAGUUUGUAAGAUGGUUGAGUUUGCCAAACUUUCCUACUUGAAAUUUUCAACAAGAAGCUGAUUGUUCGACCCAAAAGCUCAAGAGAAAAAAAUGAAUAAAAAAAAUGUCACCAGUUCUGACCUCUACAAUCCAAGAUGGCAACUCAGUAAAUUAAACAUUUUCAGCACUGACAAGCUGUUUGAUUUCUACUUUUGAGGAAAAUAAGGAGUCCAAUAUGUCAGAAGGCUUGAGCUGAAUUUCUAAGGCCCAUCCAUUGGUAAAAAGGCUGUAACAUGUAUGUGUGAUGGGAGUAUGAUAUACCACAUGAUGUUGUUCAUUAUGCUGUGGACAUAUUGAUGAACAUUAUCUGACAGUGGGAUUUAUAUAUAAUAAUAAUAAUAAUAAUAAUUCAUUUUAUUUGUACAGCGCUUUUAAAAACACUCAAAGACGCUUUACAUGGUACGUAAAAUUCAAGAUAAUAAGACAAAGACAUAAAAACAGUAAGAUGGACGAAACAGUUAAAUAUUAAAAGCAAUUUUAAAUACCACAUGAUGUUGUUCAUUAUGCUGUGGACAUAUUGAUGAACAUUAUCUGACAGUGGGAUUUAUAUGUGCUCAUUUAUAUCAAUUCCUACUCUAAACAACUUUUUACAUGUUCAAUAAAUGUGAUGCAGUACUUCACAGUUUGGGGAUUCAAACAAUCCUGGAAAAUCAGUCAUGAUAUCAUCUAGAUUUUUUUUAAUUCCCAGGUUUUAGGUAUUCUACAUGUUAUAGUUAUUCAUAUGAAUAUUCACACCCACCUAUAAAUGCAUGCUUGUACAUAUGCAUAUAGAGAUAAGAGAUCAGAAGAAUUUUAUUUAACCCGAAGGGAAAUUCAAUAUCUACAUAUAUCCAUGUUUACUCAUAAAUGUGCAUGUACAUAUGACCAGACAAAACACAUAUAACCAGACAUGCCUGCAAUCACACUCAUGCAUACAAAGUAAGUUGUGUGCAGAAUGAAAGUUUUUAAUGUCUUCCUUUUUUGUAAAAUAUUUCACAAAACUAAGGACUGCAAAUUGCAUCCAUGAUUGUUUGCUUUUAUUGGCUGUAGAGGUUUAUUUUAAUCUGACAUUACCGAAAAGGUGUUCUUCCCUUUUCCAGGUAAAGGCAUACCUGCGUAGCCACCAUAUCAGCAAAGAGCUACGUCAGCGUAUCGACAACUGGUACCAGCAUCUUCACAUCAACAAGAAGAUUAUGAGAGAAAAUGAGAUCCUUCAGCAGCUUCCUGUUCACCUGAGGACAGAGAUCGCUGUCAGCGUUCACCUACCCACACUCUCCAAAGUCACUAUCUUCCAGAGCUGUGAGAAGAGUCUGUUGGAGGAGCUGGUGCUCAAACUGAACCCUCAGGUCAGGGAAAGAACAGAGUGGUAUUCAUCAGAGGGAUAAGUAAUGUUUGGCCUUGUAUCAUAGAUUUGUGGAUUGUUCAGAAAGUUUUAUUUUUGCCUUUUUGUCCUGCAGGUGUUCAGUCCAGGAGAAUACGUGUGCAGGAAAGGAGAUGUGGGCCACGAAAUGUACAUCAUCAAGGAGGGAAAACUUGCAGUUGUUGCAGACGAUGGGAUCACGGAGUUUGCUGUGCUGAGUGAGGGGAACUUCUUUGGGGAAAUAAGUAUCCUCAACAUUAAAGGUAAGACAUAUGUCAAGUAUUCUCUGUGUUACUAAUACGAGCAUUAAGAUACAAGUUAAACACAUGAUUAAUUAAAGCUCCCAUGGGUAGUUUUUAGCUGGUAAAGAAAGUAACUAUCAUUACUACAGAAUAUUAUUAAAAGCUCUUACGAUGAGUGUUUUUUUUAACCUCAAUGAAACAGACUGAAAUUUAUAUUGAUGCCUUAUUAUGGAAUAUAAGAGCAAACACGAUCAUCCCUGAAAAAUUGGAUGAUUUAUUUAAUCCUAAUUUUUAACGUUUUAAAACUGGUGUGAAGGGGUAGGUGUAAAAAGUCAGCAGGAUAACAUUUUGAUCAAAAAUCACAACUUAGGAGUAUGGAGGAUAAGAUGAGCAAAGGCGGCAUUGUCCACAUGGGGGCGCCAGAUGUGAUGUAAACUGAAAGUUCCUCAUUGGAGCUUUAAGUAUUUUCACCGAGAAGUCUUGUACUUCACUACAACAAAGGUUGUCAAACUUUGGUAAAUUGUUUGUCUGGAAACAUUGUGUCUUUUGGCUUAAUUUUUUUCCUUAUUUUGAUAAGCUUUUAAUAAAACUUUCUAAGAUGAAACAACUUUUUUCUUUGUAGGGAACAAGUCAGGCAAUCGUCGCACUGCCAACAUUCGCAGUAUUGGCUACUCCGACUUAUUCAGCUUGUCCAAAGAAGACCUGACAGAUGUGCUUUCUGAGUUCCCUGCAGCCAAGUGCCACCUGGAGGAGAAAGGCAGACAAAUUCUCACCAAGAUGGGCAUGUUGGAGGAGAGCGGGGAGGGUACGGAGGGGGAGACAGAAAAAGUUGAAACCAAGAUACAAAGGCUGGAGAGGAACUUGGAAAUCUUGCAGACAAAACUGGCUCGACUGAUGGUGGAGCUGGAGUCAAGUAACCGCAAGAUGCAGGCCAGGGUGGAGCAGUUGGAGUGGGAGGUGGCAGCUCUGGGGACUCAGCUGCCAGAGGAUGUAGAAGGAGAGCUGGCAGAGGGGAGAGGUGAAGGGGUGGGAGGAGAAGUGGGCUGGGAAAGAGAAGAGGCUGAGGGUGAAGAGGAAAAAGGUUCAGACACAAAGGUAAAAAAACAGGGACAGGGAGAGGAUGGUAAAGAUGUGACCAAAGAGGGAGAUGGAGAAAGCACAAAAAGUACCAAAGAGGACACAGAGAGGACGGUGGAGGGAGAUAAAUCAGGAGUGAAGGACGCAGGCAAUCAGGGAAAGACAAUAGAAGAUGACAAAGAAAAGAGCAGAGAGAAAGGAGAUGAUAGACCGGGGAAAGGGGAUGGAGCUGAGAUUGAGCCUGAAGAUGAGAAGGACGAGAAAAGUGCAGAGAGAAAAUCUGAAGACGGGGGAGAAAAUGGAAAAGAAGACUGA
Messenger RNA from Xyrichtys novacula (pearly razorfish), 5067 nucleotides. NCBI's taxonomy places the organism in Eukaryota, Metazoa, Chordata, Actinopteri, Labriformes, Labridae. The record is from the annotation of a GenBank genome assembly.